CCGUUUUCGAUCAUUUGUGGCUUUUCCUGUGUCCCUUCUUUUCAUUUUUGGACAUUCUCAACCCUCAAAACACGGAGUAAUUCCACAUUUGACGCUCUUCAUUUACAUUCCUGCAAGCGAGCUCUCAACUUGUGCUCUUUUUCUUGAAAUUGAUCAGUUUCGGAGUGUUGGGUCUCUGUUUUCCUAGAUGGGUACUGCUUCUGCUGGGUACCCAUUUGGAAUUACUGCCCAUUCCCAUGGAAAAGUUGGUGCUUUGCCUCGCAGAGUGGACUGCUCAAGCUCUAGUUUCCCUCUUAAUGUGGAACUUUCAAGAAUUAACUUGUACCCUUGUUCCGGUUCCUCCAUUACUUCCAAGGGACUUGUAAGUCGAUUAGGUUCUUUGCCCAACAUUGAUGAUUUCUUCUGGGAGAAUGUCCCAACACCCAUACUUGAUGUAGUUGAAAACCCAAUCCACUUGAAGAAUUUGUCUUCUAAGGAACUGAAACAAUUAGCGGAUGAAAUUCGUUUGGAAUUAUCUUUUAUAAUGUCAAAAACACAAAAAUCCUUUAAAUCCAGUUUGUCAGUGGUGGAGCUGACAGUUGCAAUACACCAUGUUUUCCAUGCUCCAGUUGACAAGAUAUUGUGGGAUGAUGGGGAACAAACACACGCACAUAAAAUUCUUACAGGAAGGCGGUCCCUCAUGCAUACAAUGCGAGAAAAGAAUGGUCUCUCAGGUUUUACAUCCCGAUUUGAGAGUGAUUAUGAUCCUUUUGGCGCUGGGCAUGGUUGUAACAGCAUUUCUGCUGGACUUGGUAUGGCGAUUGCAAGGGAUAUAAAAGGGAAGCGGGAACGUAUAGUUGCUGUCAUCAGCAAUGAGACAACUAUGGCAGGUCAGGUCUAUGAGGCAAUGAGUAAUGUGGGCUAUCUGGACUCUAAUAUGGUAGUGAUUCUAAAUGACAGUCGACACUCUUUACACCUAAAGACUGAAGAGGGCCCCAAGACAUCCAUUAGUGCUCUAUCUAGCACUCUAAGCAAGCUCCAGUCAAGUAAAUCCUUCCGGAAGUUGAGAGAAGUUGCUAAGGGUGUUACUAAAAAAAUUGGUAGGGGUAUGCAUGAAUUAGCAGCCAAAGUUGACGAGUAUGCACGUGGUAUGAUGGGUCCGCUGGGGGCAACUCUUUUUGAAGAACUUGGGUUAUAUUACAUUGGCCCUGUUGAUGGACAUAACAUUGAAGACCUGAUUUGUGUUUUGCGCGAAGUAGCAUCUCUGGAUUCAAUGGGUCCUGUGUUGGUUCAUGUGAUAACAGAAGAAAAUCGGGAACCAGAAAAUAGUCAAAAGAGUGAAAUAGCAGGCAGGCCACUUGAAGAUUCAAGUAAUUCUGAUUCAUUACCGUCUAGGAUUCACUCAUUGACGUAUAGUGAUUGCUUUGGGGAGGCUUUAGUUGCGGAGGCAAUGAAGGAUAAAGAUAUUGUGACAGUUCAUGCAGGAAAGCAAAUGGAACCAUCGCUUCAACUAUUUCAGGCAAAAUUUCCAGACAAGUUUUUUGACAUGGGAAUUGCAGAGCAACAUGCAGUUACAUUUUCUGCUGGUUUGUCCUGCGGUGGAUUGAAGCCAUUUUGCAUAAUCCCUUCCACUUUUCUACAGAGAGCUUAUGAUCAGGUGGUCCAUGAUGUAGAUCGGCAAAGAAUUCCAGUCCGUUUUGUCAUUACUAGUGCAGGACUUGUAGGGUCUGAUGGCCCAAUGCAGUGUGGAGCAUUUGAUAUAACAUUCAUGUCAUGCUUGCCAAAUAUGAUAGUCAUGGCACCAUCCAAUGAGGAUGAGCUUGUCCACAUGGUGGCCACUGCAGCCCAGGUUGACGAUCGACCUAUUUGCUUCCGGUAUCCUAGGGGUGCCGUUGUACAGGAAGACUACAGUAUAUGCUGUGGGAUUCCCAUAGAGAUUGGAAAAGGGAAAGUUCUUGCAGAGGGCAAAGAUGUUGCUUUGCUCGGCUAUGGGGCAAUGGUUCAGAAUUGUCUUAAGGCUCGGUCCCUUCUUUCAACGCUUGGCCUUGAGGUAACAGUGGCUGAUGCAAGAUUCUGCAAGCCCCUAGACAUCAAGCUUCUCAGGCAGCUUUGUCAAAACCAUGCAUUUCUGAUCACAGUUGAGGAAGGCUCCAUUGGAGGAUUUGCAUCCCAUGUUGCGCAGUUUAUUGCACUCGACGGACAACUCGAUGGAAGAAUUAAGUGGCGUCCAAUUGUUCUACCAGACAACUACAUAGAGCACGCAUCAGCAGAUGAACAGCUUAAUCUUGCUGGGUUGACCGGACAUCACAUAGCUGCAACCGCGUUAAGUCUGCUUGGCCGCAAUCGGGAAGCCCUCCUCUUAACAUCCUAGAAAGCUCCAUUUUUUCAGCCUUGUUGAAAUACUAUGAUAAAUUGAAGAUCGCCCAGCUGAAGAAAGAAUAGGAUGAAUUCAAAGCAGCAUCGAGUGUGCCAAGUUUUUGUUAUUUCUCUAGUAUUCUGUAUAUCUAUAACAAUUUGUUAGUAUAUAUCAUAAUUAAGCUCCAAGUAUAUGGUAAUUGUAUAGUACUGAUGUAACUACUUGGAUACUCUUGUUUGAUAUCAAGCUACAAGUUGCUUUAUUAAUCUCUAAUCAGUCUUUUGUUGGCUGUUUAUUU
Molecule: messenger RNA, 2633 nt
Organism: Corylus avellana
Lineage: Eukaryota; Viridiplantae; Streptophyta; Magnoliopsida; Fagales; Betulaceae
Gene: DXPS3
Product: 1-deoxy-D-xylulose 5-phosphate synthase 3
Biological process (GO): terpenoid biosynthetic process
Molecular function (GO): 1-deoxy-D-xylulose-5-phosphate synthase activity
Source: RefSeq, a predicted model, not a curated record